AAAAAAAAUUCUACAUUUACAUAGCGCUAAUACAUAUAUUUUGAAUUUGUAACAAGUGCGUGUCGUCGUGUUCGAAUCGUGCGUGAGUAAGCCCCGUGAGCAGCAGCGUAUAUGUAUUGUAUAGUGUAUUUGUGUGAGUGAGUGCGAGUGUGUGCGAGCGAGACAGCUUACAAUUGUAUAUAAUUGUUUGUUUUGGCAAGUGAGAUGGAACGACGACGACGCGGGCCUUCUCCUUCCUCAACUCGUGUUUGUUAAACAAAUAACGGAAAACCAAAUACACAAGGCAAAACGCUCAGUUUCUCUGUUUCACGACGAACCAAAAAUGUUAAGUACAAUCUUACGUUGCUAUAAAUGAGAAAGGAUCAAGAUCAAACGAAAAGGAUGUUGAUUGAGUGCAUUUCGCGCGACAUUCCCUGAGCACAGAACAGAUACAAAAAGAAAAGUAAAGAAAAGAAAGAAAAACCCUCCGAAGUAACCACAAAAAAAUAAAAGAAUCAAUCAAACAUAGAGAAAAUCUCAGCGCAAAACCCACCAAAAAUCAAAUAGGAUAUAGAAGAAAGCGAGUGAGACUGAGAGAGAGAGAGGGACAGCAAAUGAACUUCAAUCCGGCCAGUGUUGUAGCCGCCGCAGCAGCAGCCGCCCAUAGUGCACCCUACACAACGCAUCAUCAUCAUCAUAGUCAUCAUCCACAUCUCCAUAAUCACAUAAUUCCACUGCCCAGCUACAGCAGCCAGCCGGCAAUUGUGGUGGGUGUGGGGGGCAGUGGAGGAGGAAGCGGUGGUGGUGGUGCUGACAGUGGAGGAGACGGCGGAGGCGGUUCUGGAGCUAGUGCCGGCGACAGUUCACCCAAAAUCAUGGAAUGGACCAAUGAUGAUGCCUUGGAACUUAUCGAACAGUAUCGUUGUCAUACAGAAUUAUGGAAUCGAGCCGAUCCCAAAUAUAAGGAUAAACUGUGUCGAUUUCGUGCUUGGUCGGAGAUCGCCGAACGUUUCGGCUGCAGUAAGGCCGAAGUGGAGCGUAAAAUGAAUGUCCUUCUCACGCAGUACCGUCGCGAGAAGCAUAAGAUGUUUGUGAAAAUCUAUCAGGGCAUUCAGCCAAAUCCGUCCAAGUGGUAUGCCUUCAAGCGGUUCGAUUUCAUGGAGGCCGGCGGCGGUAGUCUAAGCGGAGUCGUUGUUGGCGGUUCAAGUGGCGGCGGCAACGGCAGUGGAGUUGGCGGUGGUUCCUCUGGUCCAAAUAUUGUGACCAAUCCCGUUUCUACAUCCUCACAUAACGGUCUCAACGGCCUGGCAGCUGCUGCCGUUGCGGCUGCGGCCUAUGAGAACAGUACAAUUGCAGCGGCUGCAAAUGGUGGUGCACCCAUUGGUAUUGGUGGAGUUGGUGCCACAAAUGCAGCCACAUCGACACAACAACAACAACAACAGCCCGCCAUCCACAGUAGACGCAUGAAGACCAAAGAGCUGAAAUAUUUUGGAGCGAUGGGACUCAGCAUACCCAUGCUGAUAGCAGGCGGCCAGACAUUGGACAGUUGGAAUACAACGGGUCAAUACUCACCACCGAUAGGAGGAGGAAGUGGUGGAAGCGGCGGCGGUGGCGGUGGUGGAGGCGGAUCGGCAACAGGAAGCGAUCGUGGUGGCUCCUCCUCCCAGCAACAACAACAACAACAACAACUGAGAGUUCCCCUGCCCAUGACGUACGGCAAUGCGGCAAGUACUCCAUAUCCUGGUGGCAGCGGAGGAGGCGGGGGCAGCAGUAGCAGUGAAUUCCAACCAAGUCCACACAAGACCAUGGAUACCUCCGAUAAUGAGGAUACAAGUAUAAAAGAAGAUGCGGCAGCUGCAGCGGCUUUAGGUCAUUUGGAAGCCAAAGUAGAACGUCGUUCGCCCAUCAAUAAUAAUAUCGAAAGAAUUGGUGGUGGCGCAACAGGAGAUGCUGUGAUUGGCGGCGGGGAGAGGGGAGUGGGAGGUGGUUCAGCCGGUGGUGGCAGCAGCCAUGAGCCCAAUGAUUUACCUGCGCUAAGUGAGGCCGGCUCUAGUCCUAUACCCAACACGAAUAUGCAUGAGGCCCAUAAGAAUCAUUUAAAUCUCUCCUCCUCGAGUCCAGGACGUGGCGGACGUUCCUCGACGCCGCGACAGGCGCACGAGCAGCUCCAUCAUCAUCAUCAUACGCCGCAUCAUCAUUCGCAUCAUUUGGGCCAACGCCAAGAUGAUAUGGACAUCAAACAAGAGCUAGUAGACUAUUUCCAUGCACCAAAUGUCACUGGGCCGGCACCGCCCCCACCGCCCGAAUCCCAUCUCUCUUACAGUUCAGCUGGCGAGGAGCGGGACAUGGCCCAGGAUUUGAGAGUGGCCCAGGCUAAGGCGAAUUUCGUAAAUGCCUUUGCCUUGCCCCCAUCAUCCGCCUCGGUUACAUCGGCAGCCUCCGGAGCAGCAACGGCUGCCAUGCCAUUGAAUAUGCGUAAAUUGACAGCGGCCACAAGUGCUGGCCACAUGUUGAUGACUUCCCUGCUCAACUCCCGAGAGAGUGUGUCCGAUGGCGACAAUGAUAACGAUGAUUUAAUGAACGAUGAGGCAACCGAAUCGGCUGCCAGUCCUGGCCACAUCAAGAGCAGUGUAUCCGCCCAGGAUGCCAGAGCUGCGGCAGCGGCUCUCUAUGCCGAAAGUCUUCAACGGGAUGAUUGUGAUUUCAUUGGUUCGAAUGUCUCGAUGAAAUUACGCACCAUGGAUCGAACGCAACGGAUCAUUGCUGAGAAAUUGAUCAGCGAGGUGCUCUACUAUGGCCAAUUCAAUGAGCUGGAACGAACGGCACGCAUCCAGCCCAAGUGACAACAGUGGCGCCUCAGAAAGUGGACAGCAGCAGCAGCAGCAACAGCCGCAGGAACAGCAACAACAUCAUCAUCUGGAAUGGGCAUAGGGGCUAGGGGGGGAUUGGGAUUGGGUGUGGGAAUGAUGGGUAUCGGCAGGGGUGCAAUUGGGGCAACAGGUGGCAGUGGUCUAGCAUUGGCUUGGCAUCUGGCAAACAACAAACGCAACGAAAUUCCAUUGUAAAAACAUACACAAAACAAAAACAACAAAAAAGAAUAGUCAAGAAAAGCAAAAAUCAAACAGUACAAUUUACUUUUAGUGUUUUUCAAUACACACAUUUACACACACACACACACAAACACAGUCACAAACACACUCACACACACACGUUGUACAAAAGCCAUUGGAUGGAGACAGUCGCAGGGGCAGUGUUACUUACAUGAGACAAAAAUCACAGUUAAAGUACUUAGAAUGAGGUGGAAAUGUUAAAAGUCCUAUCGUUUAUCGCUAGAUUUGCAUUUUUAUCGAUAUUUGAGUUCGAUAUUGGAAAGAAAGCACUUUAAAUGCAUUCACAAUAUCAAAUUUCUUGAUAAUUACUGGUUAAUUCGAUACACAUUUCAAUAUUUUUAACGAUUCUUCAGUUGGAAAGCCUUGUAAGAAAGUUAUCGCUCUUUUCGAUAAAUUUACGGGUCUUUUUUAAAUUUCUAUCGAUCUUUCGAUUUUGCCAUUGCAAAACCUUUUAGAAAAGUUUUCCGUUACAAAAGUCAAAAACAUAUUUCCAAAUAUUAAGAGAACUUUCGAUUGAUUUGUCUGCUUUUUAGUUAGUAAAAUUAUUGAAAGUCAUCAUUAGGCCAAUCGAUUUUAUCGAUAUAAAUAACUAAAUAACUAUUAAUUAUGAAUUUUUGAAUGUCAGAGGGUUUUUUAUGAUUUUUUUCUUCAACUUUAAUCGAUCUUAAGCACGUUUUCUUCGAUACAUACUUAUCGUCCAUCGUAAUUUUUUGACUUCUUGAGUUAGCGGUUAUUCCAUAUUUAUCACUGUAUACCUUGUAGGAAUUUCCCUGCAUUAGAUUCGAAACUUGAGACUUUCCAUCUCGAAAACAAACCAAAACCAAAGUUACUUUCUAUUCUGAAUACAUACGAAAAACAAAAGUAAAACCACAGUUUAAACUUCAAUAUUACCAUAAAAAUACAAUACAUAAAUAGCUAAUACUACAUACAUACUAUAUAGAGUUAGUGUGGAUUAGUAAGGGGGUCGUUCGUCCUAUACCUGAGAGACAUCUAAAAUGGCAAGAAUCUCAGUAUUACUUAUAAAAUACAGUUUAUACAUACAUACUACUAAAAAACAAAAAAACAAAAUAUACCUAGCAAACACAAAAAAUACAUACCGACAAAAUACAUAUAGCUUUGCAGAUUCUUCAAAAACUAAACAACCGAUUUAAAUCAAAGUCAUUUCCAUGAUAAUCGAAAUUAUUAAAUAAAGAAACUAUUAAAGCUAAUAUUGAAUAAUCUGCAAGGAUAUUGAAACAAAACCAUUUUAAAGAAAUAGUUGAAUUAAAUAUAAAAAAAAGAAAAAACCAAUACUAAUAAUAAUAAAACAGGGAAAAGGCAUUAUGAAAAAUGCAUUUGCCAUGAUUUCCAAGACCUCUCACCCCACUACUCAUGUCCACCAAGGAAAAUGUUCUAGUUUAUUAGCUAAUCCAAACGGCCUAUCUCCGUUUUGUAAGCUCAGACUCUGCGCAAGGGCUCCACGUUGGGCGCCAAAAAAAAGAAAUGAAAGAUAAAUUAAAAGAUUAGCUCAAGUAUGUUUUGUAUAAAUACCAAGAACUUUUUAAACAGAAAGAGAAAUCAAUCAAUGUACCUUAUUUAAUAAACCAAUAGAAAAAUUAAUUUUUCUAGUAAAAGAAAGAGAGAAGCAACAAACAGAAACGAAUUUUUAUGUUGUCAUUUCUCUCCCUCUUGCUCUUAGUCACUUAAGUCUGGUCGUCAUCAAUCCCAACCAACGGCAACUGAAACCAACCAACAAGAAAGAAAGCAA
This is a messenger RNA of Drosophila willistoni, 4836 nucleotides long. RefSeq names its product neurogenic protein mastermind. The coding region runs from base 594 to 2822 and encodes 742 amino acids. The record is from RefSeq and is a predicted model, not a curated record. Lineage: Eukaryota; Metazoa; Arthropoda; Insecta; Diptera; Drosophilidae. The transcript is spliced from 3 exons.